CGCCACAAAACUUUCAUAUUUAUAAAAGUAUAAUUGUUGAGAUGAUAUCAGCAAUGAUUGUUCAGACAACUGGGAAGAGAAAGAAAAAAGGAGGAAAGAGAAAGGAGGAAAGAGGUAGAUCAUCGUUAUCUGUUUAUAACGCAGUGAUCUGGUGUGGAAUGUGGAGAUAAAAUGACCAGAAUGAUUAACAAUUUUUCGGAUAAUAUUGCCCUGACAGAUGAAGUGGAAAAACGACUGCAAAUUAUUCUCAACGAAGGCUCUAAAAGUUUAGUGGACUUCAACAAUAUGAAAUCAGAAAUACCGCCCUUCUAUGACGAGAAGAAGUUUCGGUUGGGGCAGCAAGCGUUUCAUAAUAAUAUAUUCUCCAUGAUGAUUGCGAAACUUUCCGGUCUUGUCUCUCUUCUUGCUAUUUCGACCAUAUUGGAUGUAGUUAUGUUUACCAAAAAAAGCGGUACUACCUGUCUGGCAUUUCGCAGAUAUGCAGAAACGGUCCUUCAUACAUGUGUGUGGCAUGAAGAGGAUCCCAACGGCAUACCUAAUAAAUUCUUAGAAUCCUUAAAAAUCGUACGUCGGAAACACUGUAUUGCAUUCAAAAGAAGCACCGAAGCUGGUAUUCAUAAGCCAACGCAAUUAGACAUGGCACUCGCUCAAUUCGGCUUUGUUGGCUACAUUAUCAUAUGCGAGAAAUAUCUAGGAAUAAAUGCCACUCAUGAGGACAUGGAAGGUGUAGUCCAUAUCUGGAGGGUCAUUGGUAGUAUGCUUGGGAUGGACGAUAAAUUCAAUCUCUGCACGGGUACUGUCGAAGAAACUCGCGCUCUUUGUCACAGGCUAUUAGAAGAGGUUUUCAUUCCUUGCCUAGCAAAUAGAAAUAAGAAUGAGCAUUUCAAUGAGAUGGGUACUAUACUGCUGGAGAGUCUCUGGCCGAUCAACUUUAAUAUUGAGCCACUAGCAUUCACUGCCUUCACACUUUAUUUGGCUUCUUCGAAUGCACGUAACAAUAAUCAUUCCAUCGAAAUAGAUACUUCAUCUAUGCCUUUUUAUAGCUGGUGCCUGUUCAACGUGCAACAUUUUGUGUUGAAAUACUUACUGCGAUCUGAUGCUUGGUGGUCUUCAUUUUUUCGCUCAAUUUUUAAUGGUUUAAUGCGUUUGUCGAUUUUUUCUAUAAGAAACUUUUCCAUUUUUGCUUACUGGAAAUUCGGAAAAGACUAUUCAAAAGUCAAUAUAUUUAAUUAUCGCUUUGAUUGA
This is a messenger RNA of Cyphomyrmex costatus, 1245 nucleotides long. RefSeq lists its product as uncharacterized. The transcript has 7 exons. The coding region runs from base 172 to 1245 and encodes 357 amino acids. Lineage: Eukaryota; Metazoa; Arthropoda; Insecta; Hymenoptera; Formicidae. The record is from RefSeq and is a predicted model, not a curated record.